CAAAGUUUUCAUUUGGCUCCUUCAUGCCUUCUUCACUACGCUCGUCAAAGACACAAUGAGGAGAAAACAUGUCCUCUGGACGGGGAUUUGGACAGUCAGGAAACCAGAGCUUUGACGGUACUAGAGCUGUUUUAUUUCGCUUAACGUUUCGACUAUUUAAAAAAAGCUAAGGUUUUGGUUAUCACCGGUAAUGUGACGUGAAUUUUGUUCCACUUACAGGCAGCCGACCAAGCAAAUUUCUGUACAACUCCGGAAAAAAUAAAAAGAAUGAUCCUUGGCGUACAGAUGAUCCUGACAUUGAAGAUGGGUUAGAACUUGCUCUCCAGCCUAAAAAUAAGUUUCUUAAAACAAAAGACAAUCGCAACUUGCCAGGUACGAGCGAUGUUUGGUUUAAUGACGUCUCCGUUUACUGACAUUUCUUUGCUGAUUACUCUCUUUCGUAAACUCUUCACACAGGAUCCGAACUAGACGGCGUCUGGAGUAUACGCAAAAACGUUCAAGUGAGCCAAGCUAGCAAGAACGGCACGUUUUUAAACACAAACAAAUCGACACCUUCAUAUUAUUCAAGGCACGGCGGAUUGAGUGGUAGGCCUAAAUGUGUGUUAAAUAAACUAUUCUAAUCUGCAGUAAUCUGCAGUACGUAAGCUUAAUUCAUAAUCUUUGAACUUGGCUUCUUUAUUUUUCUUCAGUAAAUCAUAAGCUUAAUUUCAGACUAAAACGGCCGCUCUCUCAAAUGAGCUUUUGUUUUUGAUAUCGUAAGCUUAAUUUGAGCUAUUGGCUGUUUUUAUACUAAGGACGCAUUAUCCGUCUGGACGAACUUGGGCAAACAUUUUGUAGUUCGUCUGGUUAUGCGUCUCUAGUAUAAAGACGGGCACAAGACGCAUUAUGCGUCCAGACGAACUACCUUUCGUAGUGCGUCGUUCAAGACGUAUUUCGAAGGAAAGUUUGUCCAGACGUAUAAUGCGUCUUGUGCCCGUCUUUAUACUUGAGACACAUAACUAGAUGAACUACAAAUGUUUGCCCAAGUUCGUCUGGUCGGAUAAUGCGUCCUUAGUAUAAAAACGGCCACAGACGCAUUAUCCGUCUGGACGAAUAGUGCGUCCUCUAGUAUAAAAACGGCCAUUGUUGCGGCGAAUUUGUGUUUACCUCGAACGCAAACUCUUAAUCUAGCAACCGCUCUUAAUAGUUUUACGCUUAGCUCAAUUUUCAACCGAGACUUUUUUUCACCCCGUCACCACAGGUUCUGGAGAUGCGGAAAGUUCGGCACUGAACAGAGCGCAAAACGACGAAUUUCUCAAUUCAAGUGGUGGUAGGUAUCAUUUAUAUGUCGUGUACGUGGUGUUUUCUGUCGAAGUUUAUUUUGCGGUGACAGUUUUUUCAUUAAAUUUUACCGCACUGCGAGUAAACCGUUUUGUCGCUAGCUGAGUGAAAGUCGGUUUUAAUUAAUAAGUGAUGUUUUGUACGUUGUAAAAUUCACCUGCUUUCAGUGUGGUAACUUAAAUAAUUAUUUGUCAAAGAAUUAUCCAUUCCCUGGAUACUCAGGAAUGUUAAGCGAAUCUUCUAGAUAGGAAUAUCUAAAAUAAUCUUAUGGUUUUAAGGGAUGUAACAGAUCUUGUUUAACAAAUUGAAAGAUUUGAAUAUGAUGCUUACCGGUAAUUCUUACAUAUUUCCAUCUGAUACUUUUUAAGUUAAAUUAAUUAAACCGAAAAGUAGGCGUAAUUGAAAAUGAGAUUAUUGUGCUUGGGUACAUUUGUACUUGUUCUACUCAACAGCAGGAAAAGUUUACUUAAAAAAUUGUGCUAAUAAUUUUUCAUCUCAUGUUUCUUAAGUUUCGAGAUAACACUUAAACUCGUUAAGAUGGAAGGUUGAUCUUCUCUGAAGAUAUAAUCCUAUCUGUGUUCCCUAGUGUAAACAUUUUUUCUAUAGAGAGAAAAAAAUGAUACCAAAAUGUUUUUCUAGGUGUAGGCCUAUUCUGCUCAAUUCAACACCAGCAUAGUUUUAACUCUUCAUUCAAGGCUUGUAUGAUAUGUCCAUGAAGUAGUGACAGAUGCGAAAGCCAGUUAAGAGUAAAUAGUUUCCAGACAGUGCUGAUAAUUUUUUUCUAAACAAAAACUGUCACCAUGCAAUUUUUGGCUUAGAUGUUUCAAAGACAAUUCCAAGUUUGUUAUUAGUGGAGGUAGGCCCUUACACUGUAAGUGGGCCUUCAGAAAAAUCAAGGGUUUUUUAAAAAUAACAUAUCCCCCUAUAGAACAGUGCUCAAAACACAAUAGGGCCAUUUAUACAAAGAAAAAUAAGACGCGUUUUACGGCACAUUUUGUCUAAAAUAAGACGCGACUAAGCUAAGACACGUCUUAUUUUAGAACAGCCCUUAACACCUGUUCUUAGAUAAGACGCGUCUUAGCUAAGAUGAGAAAGACUUCGUAUAAAUGACGUUCGCGUCUUACAUAAGACGCGAACGCAUGGUAUGCAUGCAUUAAUUUUUGGCGGGAAAAUUUUCACACCUUGUUGGUUGCCGUUGCUAUGGGCAACAUUCACAUGAAAACGAGUCAAGAACAGAAAUAAGACGCGAACCAUUUAUACGAGCUUUUCUCGUCGUAGAUAAGACAUGCUCGUAUAAAUGCGUUUAAGAUGCGUUUAAGACACAUCUUAUGUAAGACGCGUCUUAUUUUUCCUCGUAUAAAUGGCCCUAAUUUCACACUGGAGAUUUGGUGACAUGUACAGGAGACCAGGGCUUUUUACCAUUACAUGGGGAAACUGGAAAAUCAAAUGGUUUGUGCCAUUCUGUUUGGAAAGUGUCAGAAAAUAUAGGCUGUCAGUUGAGACCAUGCAAUUUCUAUACUCUUUCUGGUCAGUUCAGCUGAUUUAGAUAUACUUUGUAGUGGGUUAUUCUUCCACAAGGUCAACAACUAAUCUGAUCUUGUGGGAGAAUAAACAUUUAAAAGCGUUUAUUCAUGAGAUUUUCAACCAAACAGUUUCACAUGUAAAUGUCAAGCACCCCGGGAGAGCAGGAGAGUUGUUGUGUGUACUGGAGAGAUGGCAUACAUGUUUUUGGUUAAAACAGUAUCUAUUGCAACAAGACUUGAAAGGCUGCAUGGCAACUUCUCACUUCCUAUCAAUACAGUGGGACAAUUUAGAAGGAGAAUCCCUUGAGAUUGAUUUAUAUGGUACAUCUUUCUCAUGUGCUUGUGAUAAGCUUACAACACAAAUUACGACUAACUUGUGAAUGUCAUCAGUGUGAUUUGCAAUGUACAUGCUAAUUGCAAGCACACCGCAUAUGACAUACGUUUAGUGUAUAGUGUAAAUUACCCUUUAAGGAGAGAGUCCGCAAGAAAACACCGUAGGGUUUUUCUUCCCACACCCCUUUAACUGAUCAUGCACAAGUAGCUCAAUGUUAUCUCCUAUCUCAAUUCAGUGGAACUGAAUUGGACCUUUUCAAAUACUGUAGACUGGUUUAAGGUAUACCAAUUCACACUCCGCUACAGUGUGCGGUGUUAAACAAAAUGCAGUAGUGUAAUUUUAUAUCAUUUUCUUUGGCAUUUUCCUUCAGAUCAUAAAUCAUGGAGUAUGGCAAGAAGCUCAAACUUUUCAUACUCAGAUAAACCAAAGUUUGGUGGAGGUUUUCAUGCUUCAUCAGCAGAUACCCAGCCCGAUGAUUUUUUGGAUUCAAGAAGUUCUCCAAGCACAGAUCAUGAAAUUAAUGAUAUGGUGCACAAGAAAAAUCUUUUGAACAGCAAACUUAGGAUGGCAGGAGGUAGGACUUUAAUUACACCAUUAAAACAAUCUUCAGUCAUUUAUAUUGUAAAUAACAUUUUUUUGUGGCUAUAAAAAAUUGCAGUAAAAUUUUGCUAAAAAAAUUUUAAGAAAUGUUAUUUUAAAAAGCAUGACGACGUUUCGACGUUCUCAGACAUCAUGCAUGCUAUUUUCUCAGAAAAUAGCAUGCAUGUUCUAGAAAUACUAGAGAAAGCAAUAGAUCAUUAAAAAGAAAAGUAACAUAUUAAAAUAAUAUAUGACAAGUUAAGUAAUGAUCCAGGCAAGACAGGAAACAAUUCCUUUUGUUAUGGCACGAUAUACUUUCCUCACAUAGAAAUGUUUUCCUUUUCACACGGAGAAUGCAUAAACCUCCAAAAGGUAGUUUACAAAAUAAAAUGCAUUUAAAUUCCAUUUCUAAAGGGUGUGUUUUUUUUCUGGUAAAGGAUUUUGACCAAUCAGAAAAGUGACAAACAAUAGCCAAGAAAAGUUUACAAUUUUACAUGUUUCCCACAUAGCACUUCUGUGUUACUUAGACUCAGAUGAGAUUUUGUUAUAAGGAGUUUGGUUGGAAAACAAAGGAUAUAUAUAAGUGCUGCUUUGCAAAGAUUUAAUGGUUAUGACAGUUACUUAAACAAAGAGUUUCAUGCUAAUUAAGUCACUCUAAAUAUUAAGACUAGGCCUGAGUUCUUUGAUGCAUAACAUCUAAAUGAGGCAAUCAAAUUUUCCGUGGCACUUGUUUAGAGAUACAUUUUAGAACUCGAAAAAUAAGAAACACCUCUUUAGAACACAAAAAAUAAAAUAUAAUAUCUUAUUAUAAAAUGAUGUUACCCUUUAUGAAACAGUCAACUCCAGCAUUGAAGAUUUCUCUCUUUUACAGAAACCUCACUAAGAGGGUACAACUUCCAAAUAACAAGCACAAUGUUUUGUUGCUUUAAAUCUCACUAAAAUAACAGUAUUCUUGUAAGCGUUUUUAGUUAUAUUACUGCGGUAUGUAAAUGCCACAUUACAUAAAUUAAUAGGGUAUGCCUAUGUCUUUUUAGCUCCCCAGAUAUCAACUCGUGAAAUGUCAGCAAGAACACGACGUGCAAAAAAGAUGCAUGAUGCACACCUCAGGUCAAUGGGUUUGGGCCAGUACACACCAAGCGGUAAUGGAUCGUACAUUUCACCAGGCGAGGAGCAAAAUAAAGACGAUGACUUCUAGUUGAUAUAAUAUGUGAAAAAUGGUUCUGGUCAAACAUUUAUUAAGUAGUUGCAUGCUCUCAGACUUUCAGAAGGAAAAUUUAAAGAAUUUAGAGCAAUUGAAAAAAUCACUGCUCUAGGGUCUUCAUAGUCUACUGUAAGUAAAAACCGGAUAGGAAAUUUAGUAAGAGAAGUUGAGGGACCAUGGUGUUUUUAAUGUUCCACCAAUUAAUCUUACGUUAUAUGCCAAGUAUCUUGCAGUAAUUUAUUUGCAUGUUAUUAUUGGUGACAGGACAACUCUCAAACCGGUACUAAACACUUAGCAGUAGCAUCCUUUCAUUAGCAGGCAUCAUGAUACAACAUUAAUGACCUGGUCUUGUUAUGCACAGGAAAACCUAAGUUCAAUUUGAGUUGAUGAAACAAAUGCAUCGGCCAGUGUUCCCUCACUCUCAUCAUAGCUUGCUAGACUCCUGAUUUGAGACUAGUACAAUGUAUUAUUUAAUAGAUGUAAAAUAAUUUACAUUAGGAAUUUUUUUAACUGUACAUACUACAAGCAUGAUUUGGCAAAUAAUUUAUUUUAUUUUGGUAGCCUUUUAAGAUAACAUUGACAAGAAACUCUGAUGACUCUGAGCAUUCAAACAAAACCUCCUCAUCAGUAGUUUCACAUGGUACCAUUCGUUUUUUUUGGUAUUUGACAAAAAAAAAAAAAGAAAAAAAAGCACGUGAUCAGAUCAUACUGUACAGAUGGAGGUCAUGGAUUGGCUACUUAUUAAGGUGCCAAUAGAGCUGCCUGGUUCCUCACGAACAAAAUUUCUGAGAGGUUAAUUAUUAUUUAGGAAGAUUAGAUUACAGCCUUGAACAGAUCGAUGAUCGAUGUAUUUUUGGAGUGUUUGUACUUUUUUCAAUGUUAUGCGUCAUCUUUUGUGUACAUACAAUGUUUCAGUUUUUUUCGAAUUCAAUAGGAAAGAUGAAGAAAGUAAUUAUUAAGUACAACGC
Porites evermanni is the source of this 5925-nucleotide messenger RNA. The record is from the annotation of a GenBank genome assembly. NCBI's taxonomy places the organism in Eukaryota, Metazoa, Cnidaria, Anthozoa, Scleractinia, Poritidae.